GCUAUGCUUGUAAACUUUCACAUGAAUGAAAACUUAAGUCACUGAUAAAUAAAAAUUAUUUGAUCAAAAAGAUUUUUCUAUUCGUUAAUUCAAAGAAGUCAUGAAGCUUACCGACGAUGAUCUCCGUUUGCUAGAAUUUCCUACUCACAAAAAAUAUCUUCAAAGUCUUGUUACCACCCAAGAUCUCAGAUAUCUCGGUCACAAGCAUAACGGACUUCGGCUGUACCAAACAGGCUAUAGAUCCUUAACCGAAUCAGCUUUCCAGAGCCGAAGAAAUGAAAUCAAUGACUUUCUGUAUGCAACACAGGAUCCCAAUGUAUAUUUUAGCAGAAAUCUGAUAACCACGGAUCCACUAUUGAGUGAACUUGCCACCAGGGAAAGGCCGAAUCGUCUCGGUUUAUUAUCGACAAUAAUUUACAUUCGUUACUUUCGGAAGAAUGCUGAAAUAUCUGGGUACAUCGACUACGAACAAGCACUUUUACGGGUCAACAAAGACAAGGAGAGUUCCCUGAAUUGGAAAGCGAUCUUCCAAGGGAAGCAAGUUCUCUAUCCUACCAAGCACGAUCUCUCCUACUACAAUUCUCGAACGGACAGAGUUUUCAAGCGAAACUCGAAAAAUUAUAUCGUGCUUUGUGAUCCUGUACGAGGCAUCAUAUUUCGGAAUACGUACGACCGUAAGGACAUCUAUCCGGAUCCCAUUGGAGGUUUCUUCGGCACAAAUACGACCCGCAUGGAAAUUGACAGUGAUGUUCACGAGCAAGUGGUGCUGUACGAUCAUGUGGUGAGGAAAAACUACUGAGAAGGGCGCUUGUUUUUCAAUAGCCUCGUUGCAUGCAUUGCACGUGUAUUGGAUAGAAUUAUACUCAUAAUCAUCGGUGAACAAAACAUUCACUAUUCAGAA
This is a messenger RNA of Aedes aegypti (yellow fever mosquito), 901 nucleotides long. RefSeq lists its product as uncharacterized. Bases 101 to 799 code for a protein of 232 amino acids. The transcript is spliced from 3 exons. Lineage: Eukaryota; Metazoa; Arthropoda; Insecta; Diptera; Culicidae. The record is from RefSeq and is a predicted model, not a curated record.